Microcebus murinus (gray mouse lemur) is the source of this 2604-nucleotide messenger RNA. RefSeq names its product RNA 2',3'-cyclic phosphate and 5'-OH ligase (gene RTCB). Gene Ontology annotation, cellular component: tRNA-splicing ligase complex; nucleus. Gene Ontology annotation, molecular function: RNA ligase (ATP) activity; RNA ligase (GTP) activity. Gene Ontology annotation, biological process: tRNA splicing, via endonucleolytic cleavage and ligation. Lineage: Eukaryota; Metazoa; Chordata; Mammalia; Primates; Cheirogaleidae. The record is from RefSeq and is a predicted model, not a curated record.
GUCGCUCGUCUGGCGGUGGAGUCGGCCGCGCCUGCGCGCUAAUCCCUAGAAGGCGGUGCUCCGGCAACGCGGACAGCGCGGCAGCUGCCCUUCGAAGUUUUCGACAGCGCUGUCGCCACCAUGAGUCGCAACUACAAUGAUGAGUUGCAGUUCCUGGAAAAGAUCAAUAAAAACUGCUGGAGGAUCAAAAAGGGCUUCGUGCCCAACAUGCAGGUUGAAGGAGUUUUCUAUGUGAAUGAUGCUCUGGAGAAAUUAAUGUUUGAGGAAUUAAGGAAUGCCUGUCGAGGUGGUGGUGUUGGUGGCUUCCUGCCAGCCAUGAAACAGAUUGGCAAUGUGGCAGCCCUGCCUGGGAUUGUUCAUCGAUCUAUUGGGCUUCCUGAUGUCCAUUCAGGCUAUGGGUUUGCUAUUGGGAAUAUGGCAGCCUUUGACAUGAAUGACCCUGAAGCAGUGGUAUCCCCAGGUGGUGUCGGAUUUGACAUCAACUGUGGUGUCCGCUUGCUAAGAACCAAUUUAGAUGAAAGUGAUGUCCAGCCUGUGAAGGAGCAACUUGCCCAGGCUAUGUUUGACCACAUUCCUGUUGGGGUAGGAUCAAAAGGUGUCAUCCCAAUGAAUGCCAAAGACUUGGAGGAGGCCUUGGAGAUGGGUGUGGACUGGUCCCUAAGAGAAGGCUAUGCCUGGGCUGAAGACAAGGAGCACUGUGAGGAGUAUGGAAGGAUGCUGCAAGCUGAUCCCAAUAAAGUCUCUGCAAGGGCUAAGAAAAGAGGCCUUCCUCAGUUGGGGACCCUGGGAGCAGGCAACCACUAUGCAGAAAUCCAGGUUGUGGAUGAGAUUUUCAAUGAGUAUGCUGCUAAGAAAAUGGGCAUCGACCAUAAGGGACAGGUGUGUGUGAUGAUCCACAGUGGAAGCAGAGGCUUGGGCCACCAAGUAGCCACAGAUGCGCUGGUAGCUAUGGAAAAGGCCAUGAAGAGAGACAAGAUUAUAGUCAAUGACCGUCAGUUGGCUUGUGCACGAAUCGCUUCCCCAGAAGGUCAGGACUACCUGAAGGGAAUGGCAGCAGCUGGGAACUAUGCCUGGGUCAACCGCUCUUCUAUGACCUUCUUAACCCGUCAGGCUUUUGCCAAGGUCUUCAACACAACGCCUGAUGACUUAGACCUUCAUGUGAUCUAUGAUGUUUCUCACAACAUUGCCAAAGUAGAGCAGCAUGUGGUGGAUGGAAAGGAACGGACACUGUUAGUGCACAGGAAGGGAUCCACCCGCGCUUUCCCUCCUCACCAUCCCCUCAUUGCUGUUGAUUACCAACUCACUGGACAACCAGUGCUUAUUGGCGGCACCAUGGGAACCUGUAGUUACGUUCUUACAGGCACUGAACAGGGCAUGACUGAGACCUUUGGAACAACCUGUCAUGGAGCGGGCCGUGCGUUGUCCCGAGCAAAAUCUCGACGUAAUUUAGAUUUCCAGGAUGUCUUAGACAAACUGGCAGACAUGGGGAUCGCAAUCCGUGUUGCCUCACCCAAACUGGUUAUGGAAGAGGCUCCUGAGUCCUAUAAGAACGUGACAGAUGUGGUGAACACCUGCCAUGAUGCUGGCAUCAGCAAGAAGGCCAUUAAACUGAGACCCAUCGCUGUCAUCAAAGGAUAGAACCUGAACAACAGGACUGCAGACACCACUGACCCUCUAAAGUGGAAGUGAACUGAAGCGCUUUUUAGACAUCAAACUCGAGAACUGACAGGUUCCAAAGUGCGCAGCUAUAACUGCUCAUGCCAAAAUGGCUGCCAGGGAGGCUGCUGCUUUUAGGAGCCAGAAUUUUAAAAUCACUUCUGGGAGGAGGGACGUUGCCCCCGUUUGGAAAGGGAGAAAUAUGCCUCCUCCUCCGUUGUCCCCAGAUUUUUAGGAAAAUCUGUUAGCAGGUGGGUAGGGGUCAAGAAACUGCCUUACUCAGCCAUACAAGUCUUUAGCCAUCAGAAUGAGCUUCUUUACAGCAAGCUCUGUUUACGUCCCAAGAGGUGUCAUGAGGAACAUUCUAUUAAAUAAUAAGUUUGGGGGAUGUUUCCCUUCCCUUGCUUUGUCAGUUUUUCCAUUCAGUCACCCAUCAUUAUCACCCCUGCACUGAGCAAGACCAUAAAUACCCCUAUUCCUUGGAGAUAUUAGAUAAAGAUAGUAGAUAAAUGGAUUCAUUGAGGAAGGAGUGUGUGCAGAAAUUUAUUGAAAGGGUGCCCAAAAGAGAAAAUAAGUUUUCACACCCUUGCUACCUUUCUUGUGCUAAUGUGAGGCAGAGUUUUGACUGACCUGCAACAUGGCAUCGCUAGUAUCCUGGCAAAAUUUUUUUUGAGUAAUGCCUUGCACAGCAGCUGCAAAGAACCCUCACAUAAGACUGAAUGUCUUUACCUUUUGUGGUUAAAUUAUAAAACCAAAGCUGCCACAGUUAUUAACAGUUUCUCUGUAUUAACAGGUUGAUUAGUCUUGUGCCACCUAAUCAGAUUUCAUGCUAUGGACAAUGACACCUCAAAGAUGUUAAAGGACUAUAGUUACAGGUUCCAAAGGCCUUAGUUGAAUCUGAAUGGCCAGUAAAAUAGAAAAUCUAAUAAAGUUGCAAUAUGUUGCUUA